Molecule: messenger RNA, 513 nt
Organism: Sordaria macrospora k-hell
Lineage: Eukaryota; Fungi; Ascomycota; Sordariomycetes; Sordariales; Sordariaceae
Source: RefSeq, a predicted model, not a curated record
AUGAGUGGUAUUCAGAAUUCUGCGCCCACCCUCGGUGCCAGGAAGAACGUCGAUCCCGGUCAAAAUGCCGUCAAGAGACUGCAGACGGAGCUUAUGCAGCUGAUGACAUCGCCGGCACCGGGCGUGUCUGCCUUCCCCUCUGCUGACGGCAAUCUCCUUUCGUGGCGGGCUACUAUCGAGGGACCUGAUGAGACCCCCUACGCCGGCCUCACCUUGAAGCUCAGUUUUGAAUUUCCUGCGAACUAUCCUUACGCCCCGCCUACGGUGCUGUUCAGAACCCCGAUCUACCAUCCCAACGUGGACUUCUCUGGACGCAUUUGUCUCGACAUCCUCAAGGAUAAGUGGACUGCUGCUUACAACACUCAGACUGUCCUGCUGAGCUUGCAAUCCCUGCUCGGAGAGCCGAACAACGCUUCCCCUCUCAACGGCGAGGCGGCCGAGCUUUGGGACAAGGAUCCGACUCUGUUCAAGACCAAGGUCAUGGACCGUCACAAGGACAUUGACGACGACUGA